UACAACAGAAGCCGGCAGGUUUUCCAUAGUCAACCGGAGCCAAUCAAGAGAACCUCCUGGUGAACCAGUGCGCUUCUACGAAUCUCUGUAGGUGGGCCACAAAGAGCAGCCUGGCUUGACGGGCAGAGGGGGCAGCCAUGCAGAUGGAGCAGUACCAAGUGGUGAGCUCAGUCGGGGCAAGUCCCUCGCAGGGGCAGCCUCUGGCUGUAGCCUCCACUGACCAACAGCAGCAGCAAGUGGCCGUCAUGCAGUCCCUCUCGGGUACACCCAUUGCCCACGUUGCCACUGCACAGCCGCAGGUGCUGCAAGUCUCCCAAGGCAAUGGCCAGGCCCAGCUCCUGCAAGCUGGUGGCCAGCAGAUCAUGGUGCAGACUUUGCCAAAUGGUCAGACUGCUGCUAUUCAGAUACAAAACCAGCCAGGCCAGCAGAUACCACAGCUUCAAGUGAUCCCCAUCAGCCAGCUCCAGGGGCAGCAGGGGCAGCAGAUUAUCAUUCAACAACCACAGCAAGGCCAGAUUCUGCAGACGUCAGAUGGUCAAACACUCGUGUACCAGCCUGUCACAGUUGAUGGCACCAACUUCGUACAGGGGCCUGGAGGUAUAAUCCAGAUUCCACAAGUGGCAUCAGCAGGAGCACCACAAGUGAUGCAGGCGGCGCAGGCAGCACCACAAACCAUAACCCUGCCAUCCUCUGUUGGCGGUGGGAACAUCGUCAUGUUCCAACAGGUGAUGCCCAACCACAAUGCUGUGGCAGCAGCUCAGGCUGCAAAUGCGGGGGCAGCAACCCUGCAGGCGGUACAACGCAUCCCAUUGCCGGGAGCUACCGCCACUGCCACCGCCACCCCUGCCGACGUGGUGGAAGAGGAACCCCUGUACGUCAACGCCAAGCAGUACCAUCGUAUCCUGAAGCGGCGCCAGGCCAGGGCACGACUCGAGGCCGAAGGUCGCAUACCCAAAGAGCGGAGGAAGUACCUGCACGAGUCUCGGCACAGACACGCCAUGAACCGGAUCCGCGGCGAGGGCGGGCGAUUUCACUCGGGCAGCUCACGCAAAGACCAUGGAGAGAACUCGCCUGGCGACACUGGCAGCAACCAAAACUCCGUGGAUGGCUCCUCACAGCACGACGAUGUCUCCAAUGGUCUUCACUCCCUCGAGGUACUUGAGAACCAAACGGCAAAAUACACCUUCACCGUGCAGAAUGGUCUCAUCAACGUCAUGCCCUCAGAACUUAUGGUGGCAGGUGGAGACUCAAACUGACAGACAGUGACCAGCAGCAACCAUCAUCAAAACUUCAUUGUCCUCAUCGUCGUCACCGUCAUCACUCAACUUUUUCAUCUGUACAAAGAAUACCACGCCUGGCAUUCAGAAUGCACCAUAACCAUGUGUACAUAUCUCAAAAAGAAGCUGCAGACAUUGUUGGUGAAAGGCAGGCAUCUGAUGGUACCACUCGUGUGUUUGACGUCCUCGACAGCCACUACUAAUAGGUCUGUAAUGCAAGAGCUGCUCCCCCUUUUCUCCUUUGUGCAGCACAGUGAGACAAACUAAACAGAACAGUUUCUUCUUCGGCGGUUUCGUACUCCGGGACGCUUGCCUUAAUUUUAUGUGUGUCUGUGUGUGUGAGCAUGUACACCGUGCAAGGUUGCAGUAUAUUGAAAACAUAUCAAUGCUGGUGAAUUAGGAUUAUUAAAUGCAUUUUUAGGUCUGAUUAAAAAAUUUUGCGGUUGCCCUUAUUGUACCCAUGCACAUCAUCACCGAAUAACCACAAAAACCACGAUGUCAGAAAAUGUACUAAGGGAUAAGGUACAAUUUUUUUUUUUAAACACUUGAACCUUUAUUCUGCAUAUUGCAGUGAUUUCAUGCUCUGAGACUACAACAACUUUUCAUACAGUCUCAUCCAUGAUUCAAUGGAUCUAGUUGCAACGAUACAUAUUUUGUGCCAAGGGAAGAGUGCAUGAAAGUUGUGUGUUCUGUGAAGUGCCAGGUAUUAUGGUACUGCAGAUAUGGCACCGUUGCUGGUGAGUUAGGCCUCAUUUGCUUGCAAAUUUGGAAGUAUGCAACAUGUGACGGCAAACGUACAUAAGCGUUUCAGUAAGAAUGCACAUGACAGUCUGGGUUUUGUUCUUUAAUGAAUUACACGGUAAGUCGAUGUUUGUCGUGGGACGUCUUAUUGAUUUUACCCUGAUAACUGUCAUCUCGUUUGUGCUGGCUUGCAAGUUCUACAGACUCGUUAGUAAGACCAGUUUGUGAAUGCACAUGUGCAUUUCAAUUUAAGAACUUGAUGUUGAGCCAUUAGCAAUGGAUAAAUGCCACUGAGGAGAUGCAAAUUGAAGAGCUGUUGUGUGUGAUCAGCUUAAGUACUGAAAUGCAUUCUGAAAUCACAAGGUUACCAAUUACAAGUAUGCACAUGUUAUUGCAAGCUUUGUACAUAUGCAUUUGGAAAAGGUUGAACGAAAAAAUAUGUAUAGGUGGAGCACGUUUACAUUUUUAUUAAUAAUACUAGUGAUCAUUUUACACUGUUUCGUGAGCACAGGUUGCGUACUUCUGCAAUGCCCAUCAUUGAAGUCGUUUUUUUCAUGGCACUGAUAAUUUAUUCUCUGGAAGAAAGCUUCCGGGAGUUGUUGGUGCACCUGUUCGCAUUUCCAACAGGGAUGGUACUUAAUGCAACGAAAAAAAACAUGCAAAUUCUGCUUCUCCCAACGCGUUUCGCAGCUUGGCUUCGGUUAGGGCUGCUCUACAAAAUUCGGCCCACAUGAUGUAUCUUGUGGUCUCGGGCCCAUUGCAUUGGGUUGCCUUUGGAGGCAAUGUCACGCCUACUAACAUAUGCACUUUUGUACUUGUACAAAUGGAGUUGUGUUCCCUCUACUGGUCAUAAGACAUGCAAGGUGUUCUUAAUUCUUGUGUUGUACUGUUGAAGUAGCCUGAAGUGUGUGCUUGUUACAAUUAAAUUUCUUAUUGACGAUUCCAA
This is a messenger RNA of Rhipicephalus sanguineus (brown dog tick), 2964 nucleotides long. Its product is annotated as nuclear transcription factor Y subunit alpha. The transcript is spliced from 10 exons. Gene Ontology annotation, cellular component: CCAAT-binding factor complex. The record is from RefSeq and is a predicted model, not a curated record. Bases 138 to 1256 code for a protein of 372 amino acids. NCBI's taxonomy places the organism in Eukaryota, Metazoa, Arthropoda, Arachnida, Ixodida, Ixodidae. Gene Ontology annotation, molecular function: DNA-binding transcription factor activity, RNA polymerase II-specific; RNA polymerase II cis-regulatory region sequence-specific DNA binding. Gene Ontology annotation, biological process: regulation of transcription by RNA polymerase II.